Molecule: messenger RNA, 645 nt
Organism: Pseudocercospora fijiensis CIRAD86
Lineage: Eukaryota; Fungi; Ascomycota; Dothideomycetes; Mycosphaerellales; Mycosphaerellaceae
Exons: 9
Coding region: 1-645 (214 amino acids)
Source: RefSeq, a predicted model, not a curated record
AUGAUCCGAUCACAAGAGCUGUAUGGAUCAUAUCAGGAACGGCAGUUCACGACUGAUGCAGCCUUUGCCACGCCAUUGCACGUGGCUCCGAAAGGUCCAAGAAGUGGUAUAAAAAUAUACAUAGAUGAAAUACGACCAAAGGCCGAGUUCCGAUCGAUAUUCUUUCCCCUUCAGCUCUCAAACUCAGAGCCCGGCCGGAGAGAUGCUUUUCAACUUUAUGGCGAUCUGUACGAAUGGCAACGUGGAACCAUUGACAAGGCUAUAACCAUGACCUUGCUGUCGUUCCUCAGCCAGCAUGAGCUAUGCUCCAGAUUCUGCCGUCAUCCGAGACCGGGCUCAAUGCUGAGGCUCCGGAAAUUGAUGAUAUCGCAGAAGCUGACGGGGAAGGAGACAUUGGAGUUGGGAAAGAAAGAAAGAAAGGAAUGGCGGAGGACAGCAACAGCACGAUCUGGCCGGGCCGCGCGGGCGAGGACCCCAAUGCGGAGGCCCGCACUUUUCGGAGAGACAGAGACAGAUCGCAUCAUUCGCAUGACACCUGAUCCCGACCAGCGUCGUGCAAGGUACCACCUGAACCGCACCUGGAAACACGGCCACGGCCCACCGGCAACGAGCACCUCAUGCGACGAGGCUGAGCGCAAUUUCUGA